GUCAGUGAAACAGGCGCGGCCAGAAACCAGCAGCGUUUCGCAGAGGACAGUGUAUAUUUGCCGUUAUCUGAAGCAAGGAAAAGACAAUAGGAUAUUUAUUUAGUAACAGUUUCGACAUAAUGUCAUCGAGGACGUAACCACUGUUAGAGAAGCGUAGAAAUAUGAAGACGGUGUUAGUCUUCGGUUUAGUUCUAUUAGCGGCGGUAGUCACUGUAGCACAAGAUGCAUGUGACGACGAACCGUGCGGUGAUUUGGGGCCAUGUUACGAGAGGCCCACAGUGCCAGAGACAGAAGGCAGUGCAAUUCCACCUUACGUUUGCGAGUGCCCUGGAGACGAGUAUCUCAUGGGUGAAACAUGUCAAGGACAAGCAUAUGCUAAUAAUGCCAAGGAGACGUGUUUCGGGAUUGAGUGUAGUUCAGGAUAUUUUACAUCACCCAACUACCCAAAUAAUUAUUUUCAACGACAUAGAACUUUGUACCUGCUUUACAUCCCAGGGUGCACAUCAAUUAAAUUCUGGUUUAGCACCGAUAUAUUUGAAAUAGAAGUUCAAAAAGAUGAACUCUAUAUCGGUCCCGGUCUUACUCACAACCAACCGUUAAUGUUUGAGAAUAUGACCGACCCACUGCAAUACGUCUACGAAGGAUUUGAGGCGCCCAGUCCAAUCACCAUACCCGGGGACGCUGUGUAUAUCUUGUGGCUGACGGACAAAACGAUUGAGCAUCGUGGUUGGCGGCUGAACUGGGAAAUGACAGGAUUCGAUCCGUGUCUCAUGCUACCGUGUAGGAACGGUGGCACAUGUACGGUGAUGCCCAAUGGAGUUGACUAUGAGUGUGCAUGCAUGCCGUGUUGGGAAGGACCUACUUGUCAAAUAGCCUAUGACAUGUGCUCUGAUCAAAAUCCCUGCCUGAAUAACGCUGUGUGUCAGAUGCUGCCAGAGUGCCUGAACGUUGAGUGCAAUUGUGUGGGAUGUUAUAGUGGUGUAUUGUGUGAGACAUUUGAGGACCAAUGCGUGAACCCAAAUCCCUGCUUCAAUGCUGGCACGUGUACCCGCGUCGCAGAUUCUUGUAGUGAAUACACAUGUCAAUCCGUGGAUUUAUGUCAAGUAAAUGACCCGUGUGGGUUUAAUGGUGUUUGCAUCAUGGAAGACAAUUGCUUAUCUGUAUCCUGUCAGUGCAGUGACUGUUGGGUUGGACAAUAUUGUGACGUUCGUAUCAACCAGUGUGAUGGCGCUCCAUGUCAGAAUGGUGGUACCUGCAUUGCUAUGGGAGGUUGCCAGAUGUUUUCCUGUAUUUGUACCAGCUGUUAUACGGGGACAAACUGUGAAAUACAUCUUGAUCCAUGUUCGACUAAUCCGUGUAUAAAUGGCGGCACGUGCAUGGCCACCUCUUGUAAUACAUAUCAGUGUUCGUGUCUCGGUUGUUACACCGGCACCAACUGCCAGGAGUGUGAGUUUAAAGCCGUCAACAGACCAUCUAUUGUGACAAAAUCACUUCACGUGUCGUUGCGCAUGUUACAGCGAGAAUGGUAG
Molecule: messenger RNA, 1529 nt
Organism: Saccoglossus kowalevskii
Lineage: Eukaryota; Metazoa; Hemichordata; Enteropneusta; Harrimaniidae
Molecular function (GO): calcium ion binding
Source: RefSeq, a predicted model, not a curated record